GGGCGCGGGGCCGGGCAGUCGGGCUCGGCGGCGGCAGCGGCAGGAUGGCGGCGGCGGGCGCGGGCGAGGCGCGCCGGGUGCUGGUGUACGGCGGCCGGGGCGCGCUGGGCUCGCGCUGCGUGCAGGCGUUCCGGGCGCGCAGCUGGUGGGUGGCCAGCAUCGAUGUGGUGGAGAAUGAAGAGGCCAGUGCCAGCGUGGUGGUGAAGAUGACAGACUCCUUCACGGAGCAGGCCGAGCAGGUGACCGCAGAAGUGGGCAAGCUCUUGGGGGAGGAGAAGGUGGACGCCAUCCUGUGCGUGGCCGGAGGGUGGGCCGGUGGCAAUGCCAAGUCCAAAUCUCUCUUUAAGAACUGCGACAUGAUGUGGAAGCAGAGCAUCUGGACGUCCACCAUCUCCAGCCACCUGGCCACCAAGCACCUCAAGGACGGAGGCCUCCUCACCUUGGCAGGGGCCAAGGCGGCCCUGGAUGGGACUCCUGGGAUGAUCGGCUACGGCAUGGCCAAGGGCGCAGUGCACCAGCUCUGCCAAAGCCUGGCGGGGAAGAACAGCGGCAUGCCCGCGGGCUCGGCCGCCAUCGCCCUGCUUCCGGUUACCCUGGACACCCCGAUGAACCGGAAGUCCAUGCCUGAGGCCGACUUCAGCUCCUGGACCCCCUUGGAGUUUCUAGUGGAAACCUUCCAUGACUGGAUCACAGAGAAAAACCGACCCAGCUCGGGAAGCCUAAUCCAGGUGGUCACCACGGAGGGAAAGACAGAGCUGACCCCUGCGUAUUUCUGAGCCCCAUGUUGUGCGAGGGCCCGGCGGGAGGAGUUGUCGGUGGCUCAUGUGGCCGCAUCUGGGCCUCCCAUUGUUUGUUCUGUCCGUGGUGCCAGAUCUCUCUGCUCAUUCUGUGUCUCCUGUGUCCGUGUGGAAUAAUGCCCCAUGUGCCCGUGCUGGGACCGUGAUUUGGAAUGUUUCUGUCUUAGACUAGUUUCCUUGGUUGAACUGCCUUAAGUCCCCCUUGGUGUGUGAGCUUGUGCCCUGGGCUCUGUGGCAUGUCUGUCACUGUGUCAUUGCCAAGUCUUUUUCAUCCAAUAAAUGUACUUCACUCAU
Molecule: messenger RNA, 1091 nt
Organism: Sorex fumeus (smoky shrew)
Lineage: Eukaryota; Metazoa; Chordata; Mammalia; Eulipotyphla; Soricidae
Gene: QDPR
Product: quinoid dihydropteridine reductase
Exons: 7
Coding region: 45-776 (243 amino acids)
Biological process (GO): L-phenylalanine catabolic process; tetrahydrobiopterin biosynthetic process
Cellular component (GO): cytoplasm
Molecular function (GO): 6,7-dihydropteridine reductase activity; NADPH binding; NADH binding
Source: RefSeq, a predicted model, not a curated record